UCCCGGACCGCAGAGGGCGGGCGGCUGCACCGCGAAGCCAGCGAGCGCUUCGCCGCCGGCUACAUCCAGUGCAUGCACGAGGUGCACACCUUCGUCUCCGGCUGCCCCGGCAUCGACGCCACCACGGCGGCCGAGCUGCUGAACCACCUGCUGGAGUCCAUGCCGCUCAACGAGGGCGGCCUGCGGGACUUGAUGGCGGACGUUCUGGCCGAGCCUUGGCCGGGCAGCGAGGCCGCACUCCCGCUGGCCGAGGCGGCCCUGGGCCUGGUGCUGCCCUCGCCGUCGUCCGGCGAAGAGACGUGCUCCGACUCGGACGAGGCGGAGGCCGAGCCGGGACAGACCCCCGCCCACGGACUGGAGGCGGCGCAGACCCGCGGCGUGCCCUCGCCCAAGUCCAUGUGGAGGCCGUGGUAACGCUGCGAGCGGCGGGGCGGUGCAGCGCCUCGGGAUUGGAACGCGGCCCUCCUGUCACCCCCGACGGGCUCGUGGCUGAACGAGAGCCGUUGCAGCGCGCAGACGGUGCGUGUGUGGCAGUUUGUAGCUGGGGGUCGUUUGUAUGAGAGUGGGGGGACGGGAUGGGGGAGGAGGGAGUUUUUUUAGUAGCAAAGCUCUUUGGAUGCGCAGCCGUGGUCUCUUAACCCUGCCUCAUCCUCUUGGCCCCUAUAAGUGGCCCUGAUAACACUCACUACCUUGUUCUCUUAAGAAAAAGCCUUCGUGCGGUUUAGAUCCUGACGGGUAACUGCACGAGAGGCUCCAUCUGCACACGGCGUUUGUGUUCUGAUGACAGCACAGACCCCUGAAAGGGGCUCACGGAGCAGCUGUGCAGAGCAGCAGCCUAGCUCUUGCCUUCAGGGAAGGAAGAGCAGCAGGACCUGCUGGAGCUCUGCAGACAUCCAGGACUGAUGGCGGGGUGCCUGUAGAAAUGAGCAUCUUGAUUCACAUUUUGCUUUUAGCACAUUUGAGUUCAUUGUGACUUUAUGUAUAUUAGGGUAUCAAAUCAAGUGUGUUUUUUUUAUUUUUAAUCUUUAAUAAAAAAACUUGAACUCGCGGUGAUUUCA
Molecule: messenger RNA, 1058 nt
Organism: Meleagris gallopavo (turkey)
Lineage: Eukaryota; Metazoa; Chordata; Aves; Galliformes; Phasianidae
Source: RefSeq, a predicted model, not a curated record